Molecule: messenger RNA, 1088 nt
Organism: Anneissia japonica
Lineage: Eukaryota; Metazoa; Echinodermata; Crinoidea; Comatulida; Comatulidae
Exons: 6
Coding region: 468-938 (156 amino acids)
Source: RefSeq, a predicted model, not a curated record
AUGAAUGAUGUAAUUACUAUUAUUAUUAUAGGCAUACUCCUAUUAAGUCUUAGUUAGGCCUAGGACUAAAGGUUUGUUUCAUUAAACAGGACGUCAACGCUAGACUAUCCAAGGCUAGGCCUACACCUACCGUCAGCUACUAGGCCAGGUGGCAAGAGACUCCACUUCACAAGCUGUUAAAAACCAAACAUAUCAGAGAUCACCUUGACAUUGCAAGACUUCUUUUGGAUGCCGGGGCUGAUGUAAAUAUAGAGAAUAAGGACAAUCAGACGCCACGUGACCUCUAUAUACAGAAUGAAUGUGAGGAGUAUGAUUCUACAAAUAGAGAAAAACACAAGGAAGAAGUCUUGCAACUUCUGCAAGACUUUGCAGUUCCAGAGGUAAUUUUAGCCAGAGGCAGUGAGGCUCUGAAGGUUUUUAACGAGGAAUUACAAGAAGGAAGGAUCACAGUAAACCAUGCACGAAUAAUGGUGACAGGCAAAGAAGGGGUGGGAAAGACUUGUUUGGUGAACACUCUGCUUGAAAGAACAUUUAAUGAAGAAGAACCAUCGACUGAUGGAAUAGUGUUGACGACUGCUUUUCAAACUACUGAUAUAAGUAGUGUGUGGAAAGAGGCAGAGGACAUGGACGAAUGUGAACGGAUCAAGGAUAUACUUGAUAAUGCAUUAGAAAGUAAAGUGGCUGAGAAAUUGAAACAAAUGAGAAGCCAAGCAGAGGCAGCUGAACCAGUACAAGCAUCAGCAGGAAAGUCAACACCUGUACCUCCACUGGUACACGCCCCUAAAAAGGAAAGUCGCAGCAAACCAGGUACAUCCUCUACACCUAUAUUGCCAUCUGUGCCUGUUCCAGUUAAGGUAGGACAUGACAUAGUAAUAGUAUGUGUGUUCAUAGUGUCUUCAACAGAUUAUCAGAUAAAUUAUUACAACUGUGGGAUUUAAUAACACGUUUUUAGUAGAUUUGCAUUAUUUCAGCCUUCAUCAUUGAGACUCAAUGUUUCUCACAGCAUGCAUUGUUGUUCUUCUGUAUAUUGCUUUUAAAAUAUUUCAAGUUAAAAUAAUUGUGUACACCUCUGUCACUAUAAACCUCUG